Molecule: messenger RNA, 4518 nt
Organism: Drosophila gunungcola (fruit fly)
Lineage: Eukaryota; Metazoa; Arthropoda; Insecta; Diptera; Drosophilidae
Gene: bves
Product: blood vessel epicardial substance
Exons: 7
Coding region: 956-2215 (419 amino acids)
Cellular component (GO): sarcolemma
Molecular function (GO): cAMP binding
Source: RefSeq, a predicted model, not a curated record
UCGCGAGAGCGCGAUUACCGUUUGUAUUGCCAUAUUUUUCCAUUUCCCAUAUAAAAGCACCGCUGCUUCGUGUUUUCGUUGCGUUUUAAAAAAAAUCUCGCACAAAAUAUGACAAGAAAACAUCGGAUAAAUCGCCGGGCAGAAAAAUCACGGUUUCCAGUGAAAAACUACUGAUAUUAAUCAGAAUUUCGAAUAUAUACAUAUAUGUAUUUUGGUCUAAAGAAAAAGAGCAGUCCCCGAAAAAUCGCAAAGCGGAGUGAAUACAAGUUGACUUCUGCUGCAGCUGCCUAAACGAUGCAACAAUGUGACAGGCGGCAGCAGCAGCAGCAGCAGCAGCAACAUCAGCGAGAAAUCCAACGGCAGCCACAUAAAUUACAGAAGUAAUAGCAAUAGUCCAAGCAUUAUUUUUUAACAAUUGAAAGGAAAAGAACAAAUGUGUAAACGACAGGAACAACGGCAGAUUAACUAGCAGUAACUAAAGCCACAAUCUAAACAGUUUAAACAAUAAUAACUAAUUUAGAUUUAAUAUUGUAUUAACGAAGACAUCAACCGUUGGCAACUGUCUAGCCGAGUCACUAACCGCUCAGCACAACAAUUUCGAAUAGGGCAGCAGCAAUAACGAAACCACCAGAAAAAAAAGAUGGCAUACAUCGAGUGAACCAUCAUAGUAGUAGUAAUAAGUAAAAGAAAGAAAUCCGAAAAUAUUUUAAGUGCAAAUAACGAGAAACAAGCGUUUUUGGACUGAGCGGAGACAACAACCAAGCGGCUAAGCCAGCGGAUACACCAACCCCUUUGGGGAAGCUUGUGAUUGAAAAGAGGUGUCUCCAAAAAAACUAGCUUACAGAUCAGGCUGAGGAGAGCGACAGACUGACACGAAGGUUGCUAAGGGGAGAGCAGGAUCAGAAGGAUCAGCAGGAUAAGCAGGAUUAGCAGGAUCAGCAGGAUCAGGAUUGAAAUGCCCAGCACGACGGGCAGUGCAGCAGGCGUUGGGAUGGGUGCUUUGAUUAAUAGUGCCGGCAGUAGCGCCAGCAGUGUCAUGGGCAUUGGACUGGGCGGAGCAGCUGCGGCGGGAACUGGAGCUGGAGCUGGAGCAACUGGAUCUGGAGCAGAGGCCUCAGCCGGCACCCUAAUCGCACAGAGCACGGCGGGAACAAGCGCCGCCAGCAGCGGUACCAUCACUUGGGACAACAAUGGCACCCUGCGAUCGAUCAAUCCCGGCGACUGGUCCAUCGAACAGUGCCUCGGUUGGCAGCAGCCGCACCACCUGUACUUUCAGCUCGGCUGGGCCUUUCUCUUCCUGGCCUUCCUGGCGCCCCAUGGUCCCUACGGAUCGCUGUGGAUGCGGGCCAUGCUGCUCAUUGGCUGCCUGAUGAUGGGCAUGCACGGCUACCUGGUCGCCUGCACCCCGGAUGUGGUCCUAUGGUCGGGCAUGGGCCUCUUUGUCAACUUCGUCUAUCUCGUCGUGGUGCUGUGCCGGCUGAGACCCGUGAGAUUCGAGCAAGAAAUCGAGGCGGUGUACCUGGCACUUUUUCAGCCGCUGCACGUGACUCGCCACCAGUUCAAAAAGGUGCUCAACUGCAUGAAGGUGAUACGUGCCCUGAAAUACCAGGAGGUCUAUGCCCAGGAGAAGGUCACCAAGGUCGACAGCCUGUCGCUGGUGCUGAGUGGCAAAUUGGUGGUGUCGCAGCAUCAGCGAGCCCUGCACAUUGUGUUUCCCCAUCAGUUCCUAGAUUCGCCCGAGUGGUUUGGCGUCUCGACCGAUGACUACUUUCAGGUCUCCAUUAUGGCCAUGGAGGAGUCGCGGGUGCUGAUAUGGCAUCGCGACAAGCUCAAGCUGUCUAUUAUGGCCGAGCCCUUCUUGCAGACCGUCUUCGAUCACAUUCUCGGCCGGGAUGUGGUCAAGAAGCUGAUGCAGGUCACCCAGGUGAGCGAAUCAAUAGCCAGCAAUGGCUUUCUGCCAUCGGGAGGAUAUGCGGAAGAUGCGGAGGACAAGCCCAUGUUGAUACUCAAGAAGAGUGUGGAUGUGGGCCACGGACUGACGGCCCUGAUCAACCGGCAGCUACAGGAAGAGCAUGUUCCUUUACUUGGUCGCACGUACAAACAACAACAACAACUACUGCAACAACUAGAACAACAACAACAACUACUAGAACAACAACAAUCCGUACAAGAAGCAACAACAAGCGCCAACAACAUCGUUCAAAGUGCAAUGUGAAUUUAUGCAAUCGGCCCGCUGCUGCUCAACUUGCCACCAACAAUCAGAGCACUCCACCGUCCCUUCACCUUUGAACUGCACAACAACAACACAACAACAACAACAGCAACAACAACAACAGCAACAACAACAACAACAAAACCACCCACAAACAAGCAAACAAUCAUCCGUCAUCAGUCAAUCAAUCACACGCAGCAAGAACAACAUCACGAUCAUCCGAGAAAGAACUGUCGAAGAAAUCUGGAAUCUAUCCAUCUAAAUCGAAAUCCGCAUCUUGAAUCCCACAUACAAUCAUCUCAUAUCUAGCAUAGCGACUAGCACUAAAACUAAACAAACACCUAACACAUCUAAUCGUUCAACAGGCAAAACUUUGUAUCACACCACUAAGCCAAACAAUCAGCCAGACACAAACGAUUUUUUGUAAACUUCUCGCCUUGGGAAACGUAAACUUUCCAUACCAGCGGAAAUGUUCUAAAAAACAGUGUUGUCAGGUCAGGGGCUUUUCAAAAAAACCUAGAUAAUCCUAGGAUCAUAAUAUAAACUCCCGUUUCUCUACCAAGGUGAUGUAAGCAAACCAAAAUUGUGUAUUGGAAAAAGUUAGAAAACAAUACCAAUUAAAACUCAUGAAAUCAAGAAGGAAACCUUAUGAACUGACAACAUUGCUACAAAUUUAUUCAAUGUGCUCCCUGGAUCCUUAGCAAAAAAACUAUCGAUAGCUGUUGUCAAACCAGUUGUAGACGUUGUAAUUUAUUUUGACUGAUCAUGGUUGUAUGUUGAGUUGUAGUCAAACAAGACGCUUGAUUGCUCAUGAAUCAGUUUCAGUUUGAGUGGGCAUUUCGAUUGAACACGCUCAAGACAGUCAACCAAGGUUUAGAUUUUAAAUUAAUUGAUUAUGCUUUUGAUUUGAAAAUGCAUUUAGUAUUAUUUGCUUUCCAAAUGCAUUAUAAAAUGUAUUGGUACUGAAGUGAAUUAGGUUUUUAUUUUUAGGACAAUUUAGGCGAUCCUUUGAUCACAAAAAUCUGCAAUAAAAUCCUACUUAAUGUGCUAUAUUUUGCAAUGUUAUUAUUAUUUCUUGUGGUUUAUUUGACCAAUAUUUCAAAUUACAGAUUUUUUAUUACAAACAAAUAUUCAUAGGAGUAGAAAUCUAUCAAGUAAUGAGUAUUAACUAGUUCUUUGACAUGAUUGUACAUAAAAUGACUAUCAUGAGAGCUGGUUUGAUCAACAGCACUUCAGUUUUAGUUAUAGAUUUAAGAUCUGAAGAUCGAUCAGGUGAUAAUUGAACUUUUUCGCUGGCCCAUGUGUUUUCAAUGCUUUGAUUUGAUUUAAUUGAUUUGACAACGCUUGGCAUUUAAUGGAAAUGUACUGUGCUGGCACAUCCAUCAAUUCGCUUUACUUCCAUUAACAUAUUAUUAUUAUAUAUUUUUUUGAAUUUCUUUAUGCAUAUGUUUUUAUCGUUUGAUUUGUUGAUUGAUUUGCAUACAAAUUGAGCUUGAAGAAAGCGUGAAAACUAAUUAGAAUUAAUAUCGAAUAAUAUUUGAUAAUUUUAAGCAAUACAUAUCCUAAGUCGUUGUACAUACACUAUAUACAUAUAUUUGCUGUACAUAACCCCGAUUAUUCGUGAAUCCGAGAACCCCCAAAUCCAAUGCUCCCCCAAGAAAGUGUAAUAAUCGAAAAGGAAUUAAUGUGAAUGUAAACAAGCCAAAAACGAAAGCUAAUAAAAAAAAAAACAUAUAUAAACUUAAUACCAAGAUAAAGUAUUCGAGAUUUAACCCAAUGAAUUAUCGGGAGUCGAGCUUCGUUUUAAACGAGCCAAGUAGGCACGCGCCCAGUCAUUUGACAUCAUUAACAUUAUUUUGGCACAAAUGGCAUUAAUUUGUUUUUUAUUUUAAUUCGUUAUAUUUGGCCUGCUGCCACGAGGAGUAACAAAACAAUAUUUGUUAUUUAAUUAAACAAUUUGUCUGUUGUCGCGAUCGCCGUCGCCGCUUGUUGAUUGCGAUCAUUUGCUAGGCUAUAUUUUUGUGCAGGGCAUGCUUUCAUCGUUCGCCUUUGCAAGCAAUCAUAGAAAAUGGAAAACUAAAUAGCAUCAUGCCCAUAAGUUUACACACAAAGUGCAACCGACAGCAGUACGCACAUGCCACGCCCCGCCCUGCCCGAUCACUUCCGCCCAUUUACAAUAUGUGCUUAAAAGUGUUGUUUGGAAAAGCAAAUAAAUAUAUAUAGAGGUAGUUGCAGUAAUGGACAUAGUCUUCAAAUGAUAUCAUUUUUUUAUAUAAAAACUAUAUAUGAAAAGAACGAUUUUCUAG